GUCGGCUUCUGCGAGAAGGUUCACAGAAUGUAACCAUACUUGUGUGUAUAAGAUGGUUCCAACGUGUUUUAGUAAAGUUCAAUAAUAAAAUAAUAUAAUAUAAUAAUCUCUUGAUUUAUAGUGGUAUUGGGAUAUUUAAGUAGAGUUUAUUCAGCUCACUUUAAAUUAGAAAGUUUAGCAGUAAAAUAGUUCUGUUGGAAAUGGCAGACAAACCUAAACCAUCAAGUUAUGUUAAACAUGUUCCCAAGGAUGCUCAAGUUAUUGUAUCUAUCAUGAAAGAUAUGGGAAUAACUGAGUAUGAACCAAAAGUUAUUAACCAGUUAUUGGAGUUCACAUAUCGAUAUGUAACAUGUAUUCUUGAUGAUAGUAAAAUUUAUGCUAACCACAGCAAAAAGAAAUUUAUUGAUUUAGAAGAUGUUCGACUUGCUGUCAAGCUGCAAUUGGAUCGGACUCUUACAAAUCCACCUCCAAGAGAUGUUUUAUUAGAAGUAGCAAAAGCAAAAAAUUCUAUUCCACUGCCAUUUGUCAAACCAAGUAAUGGCUUAAGAUUGCCACCUGAUCGUUACUGUUUGAAUAAUACUAAUUAUAGGCUCAAGACUCCAUUAAAAAAGUCUGGAAAGUUCGGGUUUGGUAAUAUAGGUUUUGGAAGUCAUUCAAGAAUGAAAAUGGACUCGCAGAAAGGUCUAUCAAUUGUUAAACGUCCAGGAACUUUAGCAACAAUUUCUAGAACUCAAACUAUUUCAAUGUCAAAGCCAGUAUUUAAAAUUUCAUCAGGCAACGUUUUUAAUUCUAAUGCAAAUAAAUCUCAAGUGUCUAAUCAAUCUCAUAUGAAAAUGAUAUCAGAAUCUGAACAAAAUCAAAACUCUGUUGUGAAAUUAGAGCCAGAAGAUUCUGUGAAACGAAAAAGAGAAGAUGAAGAUUAUGAUGCUCCGUAAUUUUUCUGAGGUGAGAGUACACUUAAAUUUUUAGUGGUGAUUUAGAUGAUUUAACAAAAAAAAAAGAAAACAAUACCAGGCAUUGUAUCAUAAAUGUACAAUAAUUUAUCGCUGACAUUUUGUGUGAACCAUUGAGAUAAGUUUUGAAAAUCAUGAUACUUAUACUUUUACCAAUUGUGAAUCACCUGAUUUUUUAUUUAACAAAGCAGGGUUUGCGUGUUUCUAUUUCCAGUAUUCAUCCAUUAUCCAACACAAUUUUUUUUACAACUAACUGUAUAAGUUUAGGUAAUGUAUAGGUAAAAUAAUAAAUUUAGUACUAAUCUAAUGAACCUAUAAGAUGAGCAAAAAUUUAUUUUGUUACAUAAAAAAUCAAAUCAAUUGAUACAACAUUAUGGAAAGGGGCCGAACAUUGGUACAUUUUCAAUUUUAUCAUAAGACCAAUAUUUACUUUUAUUUAUUGUAGCUUUGUAAAUUGUGUACUGCCUAUACUACCAACAAUUGGUGCACUGGUAUUCGAAAUUGCCGAUAAAAGGACAAAGUAAUAUCAAAUUGUUCAAUGUGUUCGCAAUUAAUGAAUGAAAAAACAAAAAUGCCUUUAUUCGCGUUUAUUUCAUGGCCGGUAAUUGGUCUUCCAAAAAAUGUAAAUGUAUCCGGGCUACUUUUACAAUUUUGUAGGUUCAUUAGUUGAGUAUUGAAUUUGUUAAUUUGCUUACAUAUUGCUGAAACUUUUUUUUUAAUUAAUUAAAAAACAAUAUACCGGAUAGUGGGUGGGUGCCAAUAAUAGUAAUACUCAUCAUAUAUAGAUUUAGUUUCAAGCCACGUAAACGUUGCGAGAAAAGUAUAGAUAGAAAAGAAAAAGUGCCAUUUUUAGUAUGCAAUUUGUUUGACACUUCUACGUUUUAGUAGAAAUAUUUUCAAAAAAGUAUUUUACCAGUAAUCGAAGUAGAGUCGACUAAUGACAAUUUAACGUGUAAGGCAAUUAUUGUAAAUAAUAACUUUGAUUAAAAUGAUGAGUGAAACGCAUGAAGAUUUCAGUGUACUCUCUGAAGACUUGUAAAACGUUCAAAUCGUUACAGAUAUUCCUGUAAGAGCGAUUUGAGAAACAAAAAUAUGUACUCAUUUUUUUUUCUAUAAUGAACUUACAAAAUAAACAUU
This is a messenger RNA of Phymastichus coffea, 2090 nucleotides long. Its product is annotated as transcription initiation factor TFIID subunit 9-like. Gene Ontology annotation, molecular function: protein heterodimerization activity; RNA polymerase II general transcription initiation factor activity; transcription coactivator activity. The record is from RefSeq and is a predicted model, not a curated record. Gene Ontology annotation, cellular component: SAGA complex; transcription factor TFIID complex. The coding region runs from base 201 to 935 and encodes 244 amino acids. The transcript has 4 exons. Lineage: Eukaryota; Metazoa; Arthropoda; Insecta; Hymenoptera; Eulophidae. Gene Ontology annotation, biological process: DNA-templated transcription initiation; RNA polymerase II preinitiation complex assembly.